UCGAGAUGGUCUUUUUCACGAGCCGCUUUUCUUUCAUUAUGUCACAUACAGAUUUUAUAGGACUGGUCUGGCUCUUCGUAAAGGACAGCGAUAAUUUAUUUACAUAGCAAUUUGUCGAAAUACCAUCUUCGGUGCUCUAGCCCGCAAUCAAACAAGAAUUGUUGCGACGAAAAACUUAUCAUGUGCCCCAUCUGCGAUGACUGGAGGAAGCAGCAGCAAUAAGCGCGGUUCGGCAGACGAGGCAGAAUUCGCGAGGCGUCCACACAAAUUUCAAAAGAGCAAAAGGAUCAUCAUGACGACAAAACAGCUAAGGGAAACAGUCGGAGACCUCCUGCAGAGCAAGGCGCACUACAUCGCGCACCAAGCCAACUGUCGGCUAAUGGAUGGACGAGCCAAAGGAGUGGCGGCGGGCAUCUACGAAAAGUGGGAAUACGGCAACGUUUACUGGAGCGAAUAUGGCAAACGCACGCCCGGCGAAUGCUGGCUCAUGGAGCCAGGCCAAGAAGGCAAGUCCGGCAAGAGUAAUAACCCGAUAAUAGUGAAUUUAUUUGGUCAGGACAAUGUGGGGCAGCCCGGAAAGGGAAAAUGUCGGGAUGAAACGAAAGAAGUCAGGGAGGGCUACUUUCGCAAAAGUCUUCUAGAUUUCCUGCGCCAGCUGCCCGAAUGCGAAAAGCAACGAUCAGGAAGUUCCGGAGCUGAACCACCGAGGCGGCAAGAGGCGAAAGUGGUCGCUGCGUCAAAGCCAGUACAGAUGUUAUCAAGAGACGAGAAAAUGCGCAAAAUGUCUAGUGAGGCGUCGACCGGUGCGGUCGUUUUGAAGCCUGGACCGAAGACAGUCGCUGAAGACGGGCAACAGGAGAAUGACGUCGAGGCAGCGCGAUCGAGAAGCGGGAGCGUCGUUUUGAAAUCUAAAGAAGAAGUAGCGGCCGAAAAGUCUGCAUCCUCCGCAGCGCCGCCUCGUCCUUCGACAGAUUCCAGCGGGGAAGAUGAAAUGUUUUCCACCGAGACCUCGUCAAAGGCAGACGUGGAGGUGAUCCAGGAGCCGCAAGAAAUCGUGACCAUUGCAUUUCCGAAGAACAUCGGCUGCGGACUGGCGGGUGGCGACUGGAACAAGUACGAGCAGAUGCUGGAAGAGUUCGCGCGGGAAGUGCAGCAAAAGCUCCCGGGAAAGAAGUGGGAAGUUACAAUCUACGAGCUACCGGAGGAAGCUGCUAAGGGAAAAGGCAAAAAGGGAAACAAGAAAAGCGACAAAAACAAGAACUCGGGCGCCUUUGCUUCAGGCUUCGGUAACUUCCACGGACAGAGUAAAGGCAGUGGCAGUGCGGCUGCUAUGGGAGAUAAUGAUGAUAGAGCUGGGAGCGCCCGCGGGGGCUCGCGGAGUAUGUGGAGAAAAGACAAAUGA
Amoebophrya sp. A120 is the source of this 1402-nucleotide messenger RNA. The record is from the annotation of a GenBank genome assembly. Lineage: Eukaryota; Dinophyceae; Syndiniales; Amoebophryaceae.